Messenger RNA from Guyanagaster necrorhizus, 1039 nucleotides. RefSeq names its product DUF1772-domain-containing protein. The transcript is spliced from 2 exons. The coding region runs from base 470 to 1000 and encodes 176 amino acids. The record is from RefSeq and is a predicted model, not a curated record. NCBI's taxonomy places the organism in Eukaryota, Fungi, Basidiomycota, Agaricomycetes, Agaricales, Physalacriaceae.
CUCAUCCCCACGGGCUUGCCACCGCCUGAGCCGGGCUUGUCACGCUCCUUGGUCGAGUCGUUGAUGACGGUCGUCCCUAGGUUGUACAGAGCAUUGGCGAGACCUAGCAAUUCAAGCUCUAGGUCGCCUUGAGGGCCUGAGGGUGGUGGUGAUUGAGAAGAGCGCGGAGAGUCUGGUGCCGGCUUCAUCGCCAUCGUCGUCAAGGUCGAAGUGGUCGAAGGGGUAUUGGUCAUUGUUUGUCACGACAUGGAUGAUGCUUCUCUCCCCUCUUUUGUACCAGACCUUCACCAGCUUCAGUACUUAUAUUUCUUCUGACUGACUUGAGUAAGGGCCUCCGCCUCAGCAUGAUGCAUCAGAAUUAUCGUUUCUGCCGACCCACUACGUAUGACGUGACGCAAUAGGUAUCUUUCAAUAAAAUGGCACCUGCACUUGUCUCGGCCUGGAAUAUACGACUUGCCUUCAGACCACCAUGACUGAUUCCACCAGCGUACGUGCAGCGCAAGUGAUUGGAAUUGCAGGCUCUGCAUUCGUGUCUGGCGCUAUUCUCUCUAUAUCUUUCGUCUCCGUCCCUGCGCUGGUUGCGCCUCUCCCAGAUUCCAAAGUCCAAUAUUCUUACAUCGCCGUCCAAUGGCGACGUCUUUAUGAACUGGGCAAAUCUCUCAUUCCGCCCAUUGCAACGACCGCUGCGACAGCGUACACGUAUGCUGCGUACCAGAUGCAUCCUUUCCCUGGAUGUGGGUGGUAUGCUACUGCUGGCAUGCUUACGUUUGGCAUUGUGCCAUUUACCCUUGGACUGAUGAAGAAGACUAACGACAAACUGCACGAUAAAGCAGGGGUGGUGGAUGACAUAGGGCUCGAAGGUGCUGAAGAAGCUGAGCAGCUGAGGACGGAAAAGACUGAAGAGUUGGUGACACGAUGGAAGCGGCUGAAUGCUCAGCGAGGAUUGCUCCCAUUGGCUGGUGCGAUUAUUGGUGCAGUAAUAACGACUAUCUAUGCUUGAUUCCGUCUUGAAUAUAUGUAAUAACGUUUUCACGACCUG